Malaya genurostris is the source of this 6433-nucleotide messenger RNA. RefSeq lists its product as uncharacterized. The record is from RefSeq and is a predicted model, not a curated record. Gene Ontology annotation, molecular function: protein serine/threonine kinase activity; ATP binding. Gene Ontology annotation, biological process: protein phosphorylation; intracellular signal transduction; positive regulation of apoptotic process. Gene Ontology annotation, cellular component: nucleus. NCBI's taxonomy places the organism in Eukaryota, Metazoa, Arthropoda, Insecta, Diptera, Culicidae. Bases 744 to 6095 code for a protein of 1783 amino acids. The transcript is spliced from 5 exons.
AGACGGACGCCCUCCUCACGUGAAUGGCUGUGUCAAAGCAUCGUCGCAAUCGAAGCAAGCGAACUGCACGUGUUUCACCAGCGGCAACCGCUGGGGAUUUCAAGCGCGUCGUACCGCUGUAACAAGAACAGGAAAAGUGCGAUUAUUACAGGAAGACAUUGUGUUCAACAACAGAAAAAAAACAAUAAAACAGUGUGACUGGUUGUGGUUAUGUCAAAUGUGCAAAAAUGACAGCAUUCAUUGGUGUGUAAGUUUUCUUCUUUCUUUCAAAAUUAAUCGAACUUAUCGUUUUAUUAUCAGUGCAGAUGAAAGUGGAGUAUUAAUUUCCAAUAAUGGUCGAACAAGGCAAAAAGGAGAGUGAUCAUAUUCCAAUUAGCGGUUACAUAUGUUGAUGGGAACUGAUUUAUGGUUAUUGUUCGAGUGAAGUGAAGUGAUACAUCCCUAUAUUGAUCCAUUUGGAAAUGAGUUGAGUUUAUUAUUUCAUUUCGUACCGAAAGGCGCGUUGAUUGAAACUGAACAAGUGGCACAAAACGGGAAAUGAAUUGUUGCAUUUGUCGGUUCUGUUCGUGAUAAGCUGAUUGUUCAAAGCAGGUGGCUGAACAUACUACUGAAAUUGUGUGGAACUGAUGCAGUGUUGAAAAGUGAAAUCGAAAUUCAAAACACCGGUAGACGACGUCGUUUAUUAUUGUUCGAAUCUGUUUGGCAGUUUUGCUAAAAAGGAAUACGUUACGCGGAUCACAACCAUGGGGCUCUUCGGUUGGAUUAAGAAGGACACCAAUCUGCACCGGCGCCGUGAGAGUGCACCGCCGGUCUCCAAGAACAUUACGGACAGUGUUGCCAGUGCGAACCGUGACCCGGCUUACUUGGAAAAACUACAUAAAUUCAAUGAGUGGCGAGCGAAGCAAAAGCUUGAACGAAUCAGUGAGGGUUGUGCGCUGGUACCGGACCGCCGGAUUCCGAGUGUAAUUGAGGAGGAAAAAUAUUCCGAAGGUGGAGAAAUUAGUGACUUUAGUUCGGACGUUGAAAUCAGCAGCGAAGAACGUAGAGUUCUGAACCGUCGAAUCGACAUUCCGAAAAGUCCUCGUUAUACCAGACAUCGCCAGGACACCGGUGUUCCGAAGAAACCGAAACGAUCCGUGGAAUUCUACAGAAACAUUAACCGGAUACCGGAGAAUGGUGAACUCAACUUAAAUAACGGUAAAAAUAUUAAUGUUCAUGAGAGAUUUUCGCUCCCGUCGGUUAUGCCUUCGGGAACACCCAGAAGAAUCAUUUCCAAUCUGUCAAAGCCGAAUAACAAUACGAUCUACGAAAACGAACUCGAAGAGUUUGAGCAGAUGCACAUGAACGAAACACUCGGAGACACCUACACCGUUCAAAGUCCUCCGAGUAGAUUCUAUAAGGAAAAUGCCAGUCCGUAUGCCAACAAUAGUUCGGUUUGUCGUACCAAUCCAUCGGUUCUCGACAUGACACCGAGAAAAGAAAAGAACUUACUACAAAAAGCAGCUCGCUCUCGGCGGUACAAGGACAAACCUGCACCGCCGCCGCCACCACCACCACCAUCAGUAUCACUUCCGUUGCCCGAGUCACCCGUAGUCGUUGUUGAGAAAAAGCACAACCGAACCUUCGGUAGCGGAUCCGAGUCUCCGUUCGCCGGUUCCUACCGCAAGUACGACAUCAACUCGUCUUCCAUCUACGACGAGCACGUGAUCUCAUCCCGUGCCUACCGGGGUGACAUGAAAGCACUCAAUUCGACCGCCAAAAGUCCUGCCAGCAAGGAACGACGAAAGUCACCGUCCUAUCAAACGGUCGUUAACAAACACGGAGAUCUUGUCGACUACGCUCUGCCGUUCAGUGACACGACCGAUACUCACUCCGAGCUCAACUCCACCCGGCACGACGAUCUGAUGAACGACAUCCGAGCCUGCGAGGAAGUCAUCAACGAGAACUUUCGCUUCCUGAACAGUGACAUUCAACCUUCCACACUGAUAAUCGAUGACAGUACCAGUAUGAUCAACGAACCGAUCAGUGUCCUCAAGGAGCGGGCACCACAGAUCAUCACCGAUCUGGAUCGAUCGAAUCACAGCACCGUCAAGGGAGAAGCGGAACUGUUGGAUGAAGUUGACCUAGCGAUUCAUGAACCACGCGAUAUCCUGCUGGAGCUGGAUUCUCUGGAGAAGUGGAGUAAGAGCAUCCAACUGUCGGACGACUUACUGCAGAAACAAUUUGCCGAGAAGAAUGUACUGGAAUACUUCCAGCGAGUGUCCAGUCAACUGCUGAUCUGUUGGCCCAAAGAGGUUCACUACCGAGUGGGAGCGCUGCGGAGCAGUUUCCUGGCACCGUUGGAGUUCUCGUGUGGAAUAUUCCGCAACGCACCGGUAACCCUGCGGAAAUACUCUCUGAACGUCGAGCGCUGUUUGUACUUUGCCGAAGAGGCAUGCAAAAAAGAUUUCGAACUACUGAACCACAUCAAACAUCACGCCAUCGUUUCGCUAAUGGCGGUUUGUUACGAUGCGGGCCUUAAUCAGGCUACCCUUCUGCUGGAACCGUUCGAUUUUACUCUGUUUGACUACAUUCAUAAAAUGAACAAGCGCCUUUCGCUGCUACACGCCAUUACCGUCGUUCAACAGAUUUCACUGGCCGUAUCCUACCUACAGGAGUGUGGUUACAUUCACUCCAACAUAUCCAGCGGUUGUAUUCUGAUGCGCAGGUACCCGUACACGGUGAAGUUAACGUCGUUUGAGUUAACCACGGAAGCGUCGGACUCGAUUCGAAAAGAAAUUGAAGAACGCUACGGUAGUACCUCAUCGUCGCGGAACUCCAUGACAUCUUCACAGCAUGAGGAACUCAAAAAGAUCACCACCUAUUCGAGGUUAAUAAAAAAUGACGAACAGUUUCUGCGGGAUAAAUAUCGCAAACUGUCCAAGGAGGUUUCCGAGAAUCGAAAAGCCCGAGUCGGGUCACCCGGUGACAGUGGGGCGUAUGACUGCCGAACCAGUCGCUACUUGCCGUACUGCAAGGAGUACCGAGAGAAGUUUUCCCUGUUCUACUACGUCGCUCCCGAACUACUGAUUCCAAAAUGUAAUUUCGUCUUUCCGACGAAGGGUACGGACGUCUAUUCGCUUACGCUUCUUCUGUGGGAAAUAUUAAACGGUUACGUUCCGUUUGUGGUGUACAGUCUACAGGAAUUGGAAAAGUUGCAGGCCUCUGCUAGCUUACAUUUGCCCAUGUUCGAAAAAGACCGUUGCGAAAGAUUCCGACAAGUUUUCGAAAAAGGUCUUACAUCUCUGAAUGGACGAAAAUUAACCGUUACGGAUAUCUUGGAUACCCUGGAGUGUUUACUGAUUGAAAACGGUAUGGAUAAGCACGGACAAAUGAACGGAUUUGCGGAAGACUACGAAGAAGAAUUGAACACUUCCGAGAUAAGAAAGAAGAAUGAGUUGAAUGACAUUCGGAAACAGAAUGCGAUGGAGAAAACGGAUAAAAUAUAUUUCCAGCCUUCCAAUGCACAUACUGAAAACACUAACAAAACGACGAAUGACUUAGUUGAUACCAAAUGUAUCAAACAACAACCGAAGAAACCUGCCCGGAAGAUCAACAAAACACCCAAACAAACCGAAAUUGUGUUGAAAGAGGAGCCCAGAACAAAAAAAUCCCCGUUCGGAUCAAGCUUCAAUUUGUCGCAUUCGGCAAUCUAUCAAACAAUAUUCGAUUUCAACAGCAAGUUUCUGUCACCGAGAUCAUCGAAACAGGUUGCCUACGAGCGAACCAGUACGGUGAAGAAGCACAAGAAACCCAUGAGGACGGGCAAGCGGGCAGCAAAGGAACUUUUUGAGCCCACAACCAGUGACAAUCCCAGUGAGAGCUUCCACAGACUGAGCGCUACCGAAAUGGCUGAUAGUUCGGAGCCAAUCCCGUCAGCAAAACAACAGCCCGUUAGAAUAAAACAACAUGAAAUCAUUGGACCACUGGAGACAUACUCGAAGGAAAGUCCAGCAAAAGCCAACAUCAACAGUGAAAAAUCCAAAUUUCUGAAGCAAAUCAUUAUGGAUGAGCCAACGGCAUGCGACUACUCGAACGAGAACCAACAGGCGGACACCACCAAAUCGUGUGACAGUUCUCCGGGGAUAAAACGAAAGAGUCACGGUUCCAAACUGUCCAAUUCAAUGCGAUUCACUAUCGGUGACAUCACGCUGCCCGAUACACCGAUCGCCAGGAAGAACAAAAUUCGAAAGCACGCUUGGCUUUCCGACCAGAAGUUGGUGAUUUCCGACGAAAAUACCUCCACACCGGCUACACCGAGAAACCACAGAACUUGCUCGUUUUUCAAUGAUCUAGACUCGAGACAGCCCGGAGGACGAGACAGCCGGUCGCAUGGAGGAUUGAGUACUCCCCUCAGUUUGAACAUUUCGUCGUCGAUGCAAGAAAUCAAACCAAAACGGAUCAACAUCAGUGUAAAUAUUAUCCGAACUCCGGACAUGGGAGAAAAACGUAAAGCACACAGCCAGGAGUUCAACAAAACCACACCCGCAAUCGUAGACAUAGAUCUGGACAAGUCAACUUCUCAGCAAGUUCACAAUACCAACAAAGCGGAAUCGGUUCACAAUGUUUUCGAAGGUACACUGUGGAAGAAGGAAAAGGAGAUUUGCGAACGAACGAAACUUCAUCAUUCGGCUGACAGCAUCGACGAGGAGCAGGUCGAUACCUCUGCCAGUGUGAUAACGGCGCAUUUAACUUCUGUGCGUGAUACGGUACGGAAGAUCGAAACCACAUUCGAGAACACUGGCUACGACUACAGCCCCAACAGAAAACUAGACUGCUUCAAAAAGCCUCCCGAAACCAAACUAAUCUCCGAAGAAUCGGUGGUUGUAGAGGAGAAUCUACUGAUUCCAACGAAGGUUCUCGAGUUGGAGAAAACAAUCGAACAACUCCCAAUCGAGAGUGAACCACCAAGAGCGGUUACUAGAUUGGACAUUGUUCUUACGAACAAUACAAUGAACAAGAAGGAAGAACUGUUGCAACAUCAACAACCGACGGUACUGCCAGAAUCGGUCGCAUUCAAUCCAAGUUCCCAGCUUUUCAUUCGUCGAAAGGCCAACAAUGCAGCCAGUGUGAUCCAACGCACAGUAUAUCGCGAAAGUAUAGUUUCCAGUACGGACCUAUCCGGGCUGGAUACGGCCAAUACUUCACAAGCGUCCAGCACGGCACUACCUCCGGGAAGUGCCCGCAAAAAGAAACUUACCACGCGGGUGACCGUCAACAUGCGCAAGAUCUCGCGCCGAGCUUCGGAUAUCGGCACUAGCCCGGUAAACUCGAGACCCAAUUCGCUUAAUCUGGAAGAGGAUCUACCUUCGUCCGGCUGUUUGACACCAACAAAUGGAUCGGCCCCGAUACGACAUUCCUGUGGAAAUGAUUUGCUAAAAGCCUUUGCUAAGCUGCGCCUAGUUCCGAGUAAUGAAGAAUCGAAUGGACCGAAAAGUGCGGGCAUUCAGGAUGACCGGGCAGUCGAACGCAGGAGUAUGUGCACACCGGUGAAAUCGAUUGGUGCCAAUCGGACGGAAAAGUUUGUAUGCUGCAACUGUGGUAACUCCAUGGUGCCCGCUGAUAGCUUGAACGUGCCCACCGGAAGCCGCAUCGGAAUGUCCGCCGCAUUCAGCGAGUUAAAUUUUCCCCGUGAAAGUUUAGCAUCUAUGUUCGAGGACAACCUUGGCUUCAUCCAGCAGCCAGUCCCUGGUACACCAGUGUCACGGCAAGCCCUCGCAGCAAUGCCGAAUGCAAAAUCAACAGAGGACCUGUACAUUGACGAUGAUUUCUGCCAGGGGCUCAAUCUAGGUGCCAACAUGGAACUGGUCGAAUUCGUCGACGAUGGGCACUAUUUGGAUGAGUUUGGCUACGAUAUUUAUACUACCGAGGAGAUUUAUGACGCCGAGGAUAUCGAAGAGAACAAUAGACCGGAGUCGAUCGGCAACGAAGGUGCAGAUGAAGAGGAACAGUUUUUGUCGAAAUGUGCUCAUUUGAAUCCAACCAGUCUGGAAUCGAUCGGCUCGGAAUUUUCGUCGACAUGCCUUGAAGCGGAAACGGUGCCGGACGAAAAUUAGUUGAAUUUUAUUAGUAUGAUGAUAGAUGUUACACCGCUAUCGAAAACUAUCAAGGGAACAAUAAUGUAUAUUUUAUACAAAAUGAAUACAGAUGACCAAAUCACGAUGCUGAAUUUAUACAGACAGUUGCUAUAGUAGUAUUUAUAUUAAAACAGUAUUUAGACACGUUUGGUCGCAAAAGCAGAAGAAUCUUAACAAAAACAUGGUGAUAAAUAUUUUAUAAUAAUUACUCGUACAUUCUUGACAUUGUCGGAGUCGAUCCUUUCUAAGAUACCAAAUAUUUAAACAAUAUUCUAUCUAUUUAUGACGGUACGAAUAAAUGACACUUUGAAAACGAA